UCUGCUUCCUGAAGAUUAGAGACACCAACACAGCUCUACACCAAGAUAUAAUACAGAUGUAUUAUUUUUCCAGCAUAGUCUUCACUAGCUUGAGUAGUGAGCUGAAACACGAUUGCUGCUCUGAAAAAGAAAUGCUUUGGCUAAGUACCAUGUGCAGCUACCUGUACAUACACAGUAGCCCCAGUAAGAUGCAAGCUGUAAAUAAUUUACCUGUGCAGAAUGAUUAAAUAAUUCAAGUGCUGAAUUAGCUACAUGUGUAAAACUAUGUUUUCCUCACAGUAAAAGAAAGGCAGAAAAGUUAGAGCUAAGCCAAGGGAAGGAACAGCUAAUGUAAUAUCUGUCAGUAAAUAUGAUGAAGGUAAAGUAUUUUCCGCGGCUGUUUCUGUGUGGUAUAGCCAGCCGCACCGCUCCUUCAUAUUGAUUUCCUGUGCAGGAUAUUACUGCACAGUCCAGGUCCCGUUCUGAUAAAAUAAUAUAAGACACAUUUUCUAGCUACUGUAUUUGCCUAGAAGUGUGUGAUGGGGAGGGGAAGGGAUGCACGACUGCAAACCCAGAUGGUGUUUGUUUCGUUUUCAGAGAUCAGGAGACGUAUUCAGUUCCAUAACACUGGCUUCGUGAGCACAGUCUUCGGGAGGUGUGGUGGUAUUUUUGUCAGAAAAUAGCCCCCAAUUGGAAAGAGCCGAUGCAAUGAGGCUGUGUUUUUAUGAUGGGUUCGCUUUCAUCUGAACGUGCCUCUCAGUUCUAUAAAUAAACCUCAUGCUGCUGCUGGCAGGCCUGGGGUGAGACAUGGCUGAACCACGGCGGGAAAGCACCAGCAGCCUGCAGAGGAAGAAACCUCCCUGGCUCAGGCUGGACAUUCCCACAGCUCAGAUGUCACUAGACGAGCCUCCUACUUUUGUUCAGCCGGUGAAGAGGCAGGGGUUCCUCCGCAGCGUCAGCAUGCCGGUGGAGCCUUCACACUUCCAGUCUCCACCACGUGACCUGUUUGACACCCGGCGGCCUGUCUUUCAGCGCCAGUCAUCCAUUACUCAGACCAUAAAGAGCAGCAGGAGAGUGCACUUUGAAAGGAUUAACACUGUGCCCGUUAAGGGGCACCGGGCUGCACGGCGCAGCACCAGGAAGCACCAUUCCCUCUCCAGAACUCUGCUCAGGGGGACAGCAGACUGGUUUGGGGUCAGUAAGGACGGAGACACCACCCAGAAAUGGCAGAGGAAAAGCCUGCGACACUGCAGCAUGCGCUAUGGAAAGCUGAAACCACAGGUGAUCCGGGAGAUGGAUCUGCCGAGCCAGGACAACAUCUCCUUGACCAGCACUGAGACCCCCCCACCUCUCUAUGUGCCCUCCUCACAACAUGGAAUGCAGAAGAUUGUGGACCCGUUGGCGCGUGGAAGAGCCUUUCGAAUGGUGGAGGAAGUGGAUGGCUACAGCGUGCCUCAGACCCCCAUCACUCCGGGAGCUGCGUCCCUCUGCUCCUUCACCAGCUCCCGCUCAGGUCUCAACCGGCUGCCUCGCCGACGCAAGAGGGAAUCUGUGGCAAAGAUGAGCUUCAGGGCCGCAGCAGCACUGGUCAAGGGACGCUCGCUACGAGAGAGCACUUUGAAACGGGCUCAGAGGCGGAGCUUCACCCCGGCCAGCUUCAUGGAGGAAGACGUGGUUGACUUUGCUGAUGAGCUGGACACAUCUUUCUUUGCCAGAGACAUCAUGAUGCACGAGGAAUUGUCCACAUACGCAGACGAGGUGUUCGAGUCUCCAUCUGAGAUGGCCAUCAAAGAGACAGACCCCGACUCCAAGAAGGAUGAGAAGGAGCUGACGGGCAGCGCCUUGGACAAGACCGAGCUGGAGAGAAGUCACCUCAUGCUACCUCUGGAAAGAGGAUGGCGUAAAGCCAAAGAAGGAACUCCAGGACCACCAAAGGUGCCGUUGCGUCAGGAGGUGGUGAGUGUUCAUGGACAGCGGCGUGGACAGCGCAUCGUUGUACCUGUCAAGAAGCUCUUUGCCCGAGAAAAGAGGCCUUAUGGUUUGGGCAUGGUAGGAAAGCUCACCAACCGCACCUACCGCAAGAGAAUCGACAGCUAUGUCAAGAGACAGAUCGAGGACAUGGACGACCACAGGCCUUUUUUUACGUACUGGAUCAUCUUUGUCCACUUACUCAUCACUAUAUUGGCUGUAUGCAUCUACGGGAUCGCACCAGUGGGCUUUUCUCAGCAUGAAACUGUAGAUUCUGUUUUAAGAAACAAAGGAGUGUAUGAAAAUGUCAAGUUUGUGCAGCAGGAGAACUUUUGGAUCGGGCCCAGUUCAGAAGCCCUGAUCCACUUGGGGGCCAAAUAUUCUCCAUGCAUGCGACAAGACAAGCAGGUGCACAAUCUCAUCAGGGAAAAGAGAGCUGUUGAACGCAACUCUGCCUGCUGUGUUCGGAACGAUCGCUCUGGCUGCGUCCAGACUUCAGAGGAGGAAUGCUCGAGUACUCUAGCUGAGUGGGUGAAGUGGCCGAAGCAUCCCAGCACUCCCCAGUUAAAUGGUAAAGACAGGCAGUACGGCUCCGUGUGCCACCAGGACCCAAGGAUAUGUUUGGAGCCUGCGUCGGUGUCGCCUCACGAAUGGCCUGAUGACAUAACAAAGUGGCCUAUUUGUACCAGGUACAACACAGGAAACCACACCAACCUGCCUCACAUAGACUGCACCAUCACAGGCCGACCCUGCUGCAUCGGAACCAAAGGGAGGUGUGAAAUCACAUCCAGGGAAUAUUGUGACUUCAUGAAGGGCUACUUUCACGAGGAGGCGACGCUCUGCUCUCAAGUGCAUUGCAUGGACGAUGUCUGUGGACUGCUGCCUUUCCUCAACCCGCUGAUUCCAGAUCAGUUUUACAGACUCUGGCUCUCUCUCUUCCUGCACGCAGGGAUCCUUCACUGCCUGGUUUCGGUGGCGUUCCAGAUGACUAUCCUGAGAGAUUUGGAGAAACUGGCAGGCUGGCUGCGCAUCUCAAUUAUUUACAUCCUCAGUGGCAUCACUGGGAACUUGGCUUCAGCCAUCUUCCUGCCCUACAGAGCCGAGGUGGGCCCAGCAGGCUCUCAGUUUGGGAUCCUGGCCUGCUUGUUUGUGGAGUUGUUUCAGAGCUGGCAGAUCCUGGCUCAGCCCUGGAGGGCCUUCACCAAGCUGCUGUGUGUGGUGCUUUUCCUCUUUGCCUUUGGACUGCUACCAUGGAUCGACAACUUUGCCCAUAUUUGUGGCUUCAUCUCCGGCUUCUUCCUGUCCUUCGCCUUCCUUCCCUACGUCAGCUUCGGCCGCAUGGACCUGUACCGCAAACGCUGCCAGAUCAUCGUCUUCCUGCUGGUGUUUGUUGGUCUGUUUUCAGGCCUUGUGGUGCUCUUUUACGUCUACCCAAUCAAGUGCGAAUGGUGCGAACUGCUCACCUGCAUCCCCUUCACAGACAAGUUUUGUGAGAAGUAUGACCUGAACGCUCACCUACACUGAAGCAGAGGCGCGGGGUGAGUGGAAACAAGAUGGAGGAGUGUUUUCUCUGUGAACGAAAAUGGUUGUUUUCUUUUACUGUGUUAUGGAUACCUGUACUCCUCAUAAGGACUUCCUUUACUUUCCUGUUUACAGGCAGCCGUUGUCAGUCCUUUACUGUCUAGUGAAACAAAGCUAUGGCCCUUCAGUAACUCAUCACGGUUUAACUUUACUAGAGAGGCAGCGCUGGUACAAGGAGGAUCCUUUUCUACAUUCACAAUCUGAGAAAACUACAUUUUUCUGAUGAUUCAGGCAACCUCACAGCAGAAGCAGGGACAAAACUCUUUAUACCUUUGGUGCCUUCUUGAUAAAUGUUCCAACUACUGCCAUAUUUUUGUUACAUUAUGCUGAGCACUCGAAUGUUUCCUUUGUUUAUUGCUUCUCGAGAAGUGAUUAUUGUUUUGGUCACGGUAGUGUUUUAGCUACCCGUCUACACUCGUGUAACUGAAAACAGUAAAGAAAAAACCCUGAAAAA
Molecule: messenger RNA, 3982 nt
Organism: Nothobranchius furzeri (turquoise killifish)
Lineage: Eukaryota; Metazoa; Chordata; Actinopteri; Cyprinodontiformes; Nothobranchiidae
Gene: rhbdf1a
Product: rhomboid 5 homolog 1a (Drosophila)
Biological process (GO): regulation of epidermal growth factor receptor signaling pathway; regulation of protein secretion
Cellular component (GO): endoplasmic reticulum membrane
Molecular function (GO): serine-type endopeptidase activity
Source: RefSeq, a predicted model, not a curated record